Pangasianodon hypophthalmus (striped catfish) is the source of this 4228-nucleotide messenger RNA. It is a transcript of the gene cdc37l1, whose product is annotated as cell division cycle 37-like 1. The record is from RefSeq and is a predicted model, not a curated record. Gene Ontology annotation, cellular component: cytoplasm. Lineage: Eukaryota; Metazoa; Chordata; Actinopteri; Siluriformes; Pangasiidae. The coding region runs from base 235 to 1296 and encodes 353 amino acids. The transcript is spliced from 8 exons. Gene Ontology annotation, molecular function: heat shock protein binding; protein-folding chaperone binding. Gene Ontology annotation, biological process: protein stabilization; protein folding.
ACAUGCGCACUACGUAGGGUGUGAGAGAGCGGAUUCUGCGCACUACGUCAUCCACUAAAGAGUGUACUAAGCAGCGAUUUGAGACACAGCCCUACUGAGAUUCCAUGAGCGUUACUACUGCUGAUGGCGAUGUGAAGCCCAAAAUGACUGCGUUUGCCUGCUUUCCGAGUUGAAUAGCCACUUUUCGAGAUUAUUAACACCAGGAUAAGUUUUUAGAGAAACACAUAGCUGAAGAUGGAGUGGUUUGUGAACGGAGGAGCCAUGAAGUUAGCACCUGAGGAGAGCCGCUGCACGAAUGACAACCAAAACCGACUACACGAGGUCAGUGCGGAGAGCAUGGCGUCUCUGUGUGAGAGGCAGCAGCGGUGUGUGAAGGCGUCUAUCGGGUCGAGUUGGCAGUUGGUGGAGGCUCAGGCCCGGCUCUGUGGUCUGGAGCUGCACGGUUCUGAGUCGGUAGAACAGGCCCGGGCUCGAGCGCUCGCCUCCUCCGCGCACCUCUCCCAGACCGAGGAGGAGUGGAGGAGGAAGGAGAGCAUGCUGGAGUCCCGCUGGAGCCCCGUCCUCGGACCGGAGCCCGGACACAGCGGCUUCGACAAAAGCAUCAUAAACGAUCCCAAGCCCAGGGGGAUGGACACGGAUUACGACAAGAGCUUAACGUUCGUCCAGCGCCACGAGGAGGAGCUGAAGCAUUUCGGAAUGUUGAGGAGAUGGGACGACAGUCAGCGUUUCCUGGCGCAGUUGCCCCACCUGAUCUGUGAGGAAGCAGCAAACUACCUGAUCUUAUGGUGCUUUCGUCUCUACGCUGAAGAGAAGGAAGCUCUGAUGGAGCAGGUCGCUCACCAGGCCGUAGCCAUGCAGUUUAUCCUGGAGAUGGCCCGCAGUGUGCAGCAGGAUCCUCGCGCCUGCUUCCGCCAGUUCUUCCAGAAAGCCAAAGCGGGACAGGAGGGGUAUCUGGACGUCUUCCACACUGAACUCGAGGCCUUUAAACACCGAGUGAGAGAGUACGCCGUGAAGCCCAAAGUGGACACGCCCAAAGCGCCGGAGCAGCAGUGCACGCCGUCCAGCUGCCGACUCGACCCGAAAGAAGUGCUGGAGUCUCUGCCUCCUGAACUGAAGGCGUGUAUCCAGUCACAGGACAUGCACAUCCUCCAGAAUGUUCUCAGCACCAUGAACCCACAGGUGGCGGAGUAUCAUAUAAAGCGAUGUUUGGAGGCGGGGCUGUGUUCACAUCCUGGGCGGGGCUCUAAAGACGAGGACACAGAAACAGAGGAUCAGAGGAUGAUGGAGACGUUCUAACACACACACACACACACACACACACACACACACACACACACAUGCCGUCUCUCGCUGGUGUUCAGGACAAUGAUGUUGAAGUUUGUGUGAAAAUCGUGUGAAGGUCAGACGAGUGAACACGACCUUCAUCCUGGAGGAGAGGAAGAAGAGAAGAAGGAGGAGAAGAUGAGAGGAAGAGGAGGAAGAGGAGGAGGAACAGAACGGCUGCCAUCAGAGACUUUUUGUUUGUUUGUUUGUUUGUUUGUUUUUUGGAUCCACGUGUGAACGUGUGCUGCACUUUAUAUCUGAUUGAGAAGAUAGUAUAUAAAAAUAGAGCAAAGAUAGGACGAGGUAUUUUUGUGCACAUUUUGUUACGUUUCUGUCGUGAGUUCGAGGCGUGACAGAAACACUGAUUUAUGUUUUCACUAUUUUUUACAGGGGUUUUGUUUUGCUUUUUUCUGUCAGAGCUUCUUUAGGGACGUGAAAUCAUUCUGUAAAACGUCUUUAACGUGAAAUUUCUUUAACCUUCUCACAUGGUUUCCCUUCUUUCCCUUUAUUUACGUUUUUAACAUAAAAUGCAUAAAUUAACUGAUGACGCUUUUUCACCUCGUAGUGCAUUUUAUGUUUAAAAAAUAACUUUAAAAAAGGGAUCUUCAUCAUUUUUACUUUUUUAACUGUCCGUUUCAAACGUUUUCCAAAUCAUUUUGACUUUUUCUUACCGUCUCAAAUGAUUUCUUUUCUUAAAUUUUUUCAAACAUAAAACGCACGUCACAGGAAAGUAAUUAAUGGUGCUUAUUCACCAAGUAGCGCAUUUUAUGUAAAAAAAAAAAAAAUUAAAAAAGGGAAAUUAUUAUUUUUGACUCUUUUUUUUUUUUUUUAAACAUCACUCAAACAAUUUCCUUUUUUUCUCUUUUUUUUCAUUUCAUUUUUUUAGCAUAAAAUGUGAUAUUGAGGAAAUUAAUUAAUGGUGCUUAUUCACCAUGCAGUGCAUUUUAUGUUAAAAAAAAAAAAAAGACAAAUUUAAAAAAAAGACUUUUUUUAACCAUCAUUAACCAUUUCUUUCUCAUUCUUUAAAAACACACACACACACACACACACACACACACACACAUAAAGUGCACUACAGGGCAAAUAAACAUCAUUAAUAAUUUUUUUUUUUGCUCUGUAGUGCAAACGUUUAUGCUGCUGAAAUUUCCGAGCCACAUCCAGUCCGAUCCGGCGGAGAUCAGAUAUCAUUGAAAUAAAGCCGAGAGCUAAUCAUAGCCUGAACGUCAGGGUGGGACGUGGUACAGAUCUGAGCUCUCUCCUGUCUUGUGGUAUUAGCUUACAGUGUUCACACAGCGUUUAUUAAGCCAAAAACACACACACACACACACACACACACACACACUUGUGCUGAGUAAAGUCGCUCUAAACAGCCUUACAGCAUGAAGCAAGAACACUUCCUAGCUCGUGUGCACUUCACAGCGUGUAGAUUUGAGACCUAUGCAACGUGUCACGUGCGCUUUUAUCCGCUUUCUCCUCAGUGUUACACACCAGCCGGGUUAAAGAAGAAAAGGUUGAGUGUAAAGUCCAGAUCGAUGUCUCGCAGAUUUCAUAUUUCAUAUUUCCGUUUGCGUUAGAGGUUUGAACGAAUUUCACAAAAUGUUAACAAAUUUUAACCACCAGGAUAAAACUAAAAUAAAUCUAAACCACCAGGAUAAAACUUGUUUGUACUGAACGCUGCGCCAUCCUGCGUUCACGCUAGCGAGCAACAAAAUGGCCGACGACGUUCAUGUUCUACGCAGCUGUGCAACACUGAGCUGCGAUUUCAGCUACAUUUUGAAUUCGGUGUUUCUCAAUUUUAUGCAAAGAAAGAAUUAUGUCGCUCUAAAGAAGAGACAAAUCCAAACCGUCGACUCGUAACGAUUCCUCAUACGCACUUGCGGUCCAACGUUACGUAAGCUCACAACUUUAGUUCCUACGUGCGAUUAGUUCCUGUAAAAAAAACGCAAGAAAAUCUUACAACUUCAUUAUGUUUUCAUCUUAUCCUCAUAUACGACGUCUCAUUAACGAAGAAAAUUAGGAAGAAAAAUAAAGCUUGGAAAGAAGUAGCGUAAAUCACAUUUGAUUCGCUUUUCACGCUAGCUGGUGAGGAGUCGCUUGUACAAGGUGUCCGAAAAGUCCGGACCCAGUGCGAAUACGUCACGCAAAAUCUGCAAAAACUCGAUUCAGCGGCUGAGAAAAUGCGUAGCGCGUAAACGUGAACGCGUGGAGCGUUUUGUACGUUGUAACUUAUAAACACAAAAUUAAGAACAUGUAGUUUUACUCUUUACUAUUUGUUCCUGAUUUUUCACAUAUGCUGUAGUUUGUCACUUGUGGGCGUGGCCUGUUUAGGUUUUUUUUUCCGCCCAGUUCUGAUGAGAAACAUUAGUAGCUAUAUAUCAGUUCUAAAGCUAGCUAGCUAGUUAAACAAAAAUGAAAUAAUGCACUAAACAGUGAGAAAAGCGUUUCUUUGGAUUUGUUACUUCUUUACAGAAUCAUAGCAAAUUUCUAAAAAUUCAGACGUUUCUUGUCACUGAAAUCGCAGCUCCGUGUGACACGUAGUGCGUAGAAAUCGAACGAUCGCAUUCUCGCCGUCAGUGUGAACGUAGAGUUAAUCGUUGGCGAACUUCAUGUCAGUUUUAGCGACUGUUUUUUGUUUUGUUUUGUUUGGCUGUGCAGAAUCCCUGCGUCGAUGUACGGCUCUGUUUCACACCGUCAUCCAUCAGCGCUGCAGAUCCUGGAUCUCUGAGGAACAGCAUGAACAGUUUCAAACGCUUUUUAUGCAAACAGGAGAUCAUGCAGGAAAACGAGAGAUAAAAGAGGAGCGCAGACGUUCUCUCGGCGUCUGCAGCAGCGGGGCGUGUCCCAGACCGUGAUAUCUGAUUGUAACAUUCUGUCAAUAAUAAAGAGCUCAUUUGUAUUUAUGAGA